GCGCUCUCGGGUUUAUUUCGGGAGCUCUGCAUUGGCUGUGCUGCUGAUGGCGUUUUCUUACCCCGGGGCUCGGGUUCCACGCCAGGACCCCCUCCCCCAUGCUGUCAUCGGUGCCCAGCUCCGGGCCACCGUCGUUCCUGCCCCCUCCGCUCAGACAGCCGGGCGCGCGGACUGCACUUGUUGGCAAAGGCGCCUCGGACUUGGGUAACCCGACUCUGGAAACCUGGCUGUUCGCUGGACGCUUGGAUCUCCAGCACCUGCUCUGGGGCUGAGGCUAGGGCCCGUCACCCGGGUACUGGCGCCGCAAUUUCUGCCUCUCAAAAGAAGGGAGCUUCUCGCGCGCUCUCUCGCUCUCUCUGCGACCCGCGCUCUUCGCCCCAGGCUCUGGGUUCCCAGGACAGAGCUUUGACUCCAGCUGCGAGCGCUGCUCCCGUCCGCGAUGAACAGUAAUAUCCUGGCGACCUCUGUGCUGGCAUCAGAGCUCUGAGAUCUCUGCAAAGAGUGCCUCUGUCCUGUGGGACAAGUUCUCGAUGAAGUACUUGGUCUGCCCUUGGCUUGUUCGCUCGGGUUUCCCAGACCUCAGAGCUUGGGGAAGGAACUGAGGACCAAGGCAUCCUCCAAAGACCUCCAGUCUCGCUUUCGAGCAUCUGGAUGCCAUUCCUGGGCCCUCUGCAGGCCUGGGCUCACGCGUGGGGAUUGACAUAUUAAUUAAGCUGUACUCUUGCCCCAGGAGGUCACAGCGCACCAAUGGAGGCUCUGGAGAUGGUGGAUGCCCAGCCCAAGCCUCAGAACGCUGUCACCAUCGCUGUGUCCUCCCGGGCCUUGUUCCGCAUGGAUGAGGAGCAGAGGAUCUUCACGGAGCGGGGUGUGGAGGAGUAUGUGCGCUACCAGCUGCAGCACGAGAAUGAGCCUUUCAGCCCCGGGCCAGCCUUCCCCUUUGUGAAGGCUCUGGAGGCUGUGAAUCAGCGGCUCCGGGAGCUGUACCCCGAUAGUGAAGACGUCUUCGACAUCGUCCUCAUGACCAACAACCAUGCUCAAGUGGGAGUCCGCCUCAUCAACAGCAUCAACCACUACGAUCUGUUCAUUGAGAGGUUCUGCAUGACAGGUGGGAACAGCCCCAUCUGCUACCUCAAGGCCUAUCACGCCAACCUCUACUUGUCAGCUGAUGCAGAAAAAGUGCAAGAAGCUAUUGAUGCAGGGAUCGCAGCUGCCACCAUCUUCAGCCCCAGCAAGAAUGUGGUUGUGUCUCAGACGCAGCUGCGCGUGGCCUUCGAUGGAGAUGCUGUACUCUUCUCCGAUGAGUCAGAGCGCAUCUUCAAGGCUCAGGGGCUGCAUGGGUUCUUCGAGCACGAGAAGGCUCAUGAGAACAAACCCUUGGCCAAGGGCCCAUUGAAGGGCUUUCUGGAGGCCCUGGGUAGACUGCAGAAGAAGUUCUACGCCAAGGGCCUGCGGCUGGAGUGCCCAAUUCGCACCUACUUAGUGACGGCGCGCAGUGCAGCCAGUUCCGGGGCCCGAGCCCUCAAGACCUUGCGCAGCUGGGGCCUGGAGACAGAUGAGGCCUUGUUCCUAGCCGGAGCACCCAAAGGUCCCGUCCUUGAGAAGAUCCGCCCACACAUCUUCUUUGAUGACCAGAUGUUCCACGUGGCCGGAGCUCAGGAGAUGGGCACGGUAGCCGCGCACGUGCCUUACGGUGUGGCACAGACACCCCGGCGAACUUCACCUGUGAAGCCAGCUCCGCCUGUACAGUAACUGAGCUGUCUGCUCCAGGUUUCUAGUCUGAUGAAGCUCCUAGUUCCCCACCAUCCUGCCCUCCUGCAUGUCUGUCCUCAUCCUUUUGAGUGGGGUGUUCAAAGGAAUUUUGAUGGGCUGGGCCAAUAUUCUCACUGUAGCUCCUUUUGGGCUCUUAUGCUAUGGUCCUGGCCAGGGCAGCAGGACAGUGCAGAGUAGCUGGAUUUCAGGGACAAGUUCCUGGGCCUCAGGGCAGUAGGGUCCAAGAAGCCAGGAUGCCUCAGAAGGAGCUUGGGAUAGAAACUAGCUCAAAGAACACUGCUGUGAGACGGGGUGACUCUAAUAUCUAACCUCUGCUCCGGCACACACAGCAUGAUUUUGGUCUUCCCAGGUUUUAGGUAGUUUUCAAACUCCCUUAGUCCAUGAGAUGUGGUUUUUACAAGACAGCCCUUUGAAGGGGGCAGUCUGUGCAGGGCUGCUGUAUGCACCUGUAUGCGGAUGACAGAAAGGCACUCUUCCAGGGGGAAGGGCAGCCUCCUUCUGGCCCAACCCAGUCCCAUGUCGGGUUACACGACUCGUUAUUAAGAUGCAGGCUGGAUUUCAGCCCCACUCACCUCUUAGCCUAGAGCCCUUCGUCAAGUGGCAAAUGCCUAUCUAUUUUACAUUUUCAAACCACAGGACAAGAUACCCUAUCUACUUCUUGUGCUGUUCAGACCUAAGCCAUCAGGAUUCAGUGGCCAGGUACAAGGUUUGCCUAAAGGAGCCAAGGGAGUGAUUUAGCCUUCAUACAAAUUCUCCUCCGGCCAGGAGGAGGCGCUGCAGACCCUUCGUAGGGAGGAGAUUUUGUGGCUGUCAGUACAGCAUUUCCUUUUGCCUCGGCUUUUAGCCAGAGUUCAGUUGUCCUGCCAGCCCACCUCCCUCUCAGCUCUGAAAGACCCAGUCAUGGCAUCCUUCUGUGCUUUUAGGCAGCUCUGCCAGGAGAGAAAGAUGGGAAAAUCUGUGGCCACAGACAUGUGGGAGGAGAAAGCCCAGUGUGUGAAAAUGGGCAGUUGUCAGGAGGCCUGAUCUGAGGCAGAAGAAACUGAGGCACUGAUGGCUCAGGCAGGAAGUUGCUGAAUGCACAGUAGCAAAAUUCUCCCACUGUGGAUGGAAUCAGAACUGCCACUGAGCUCUCGGUCACGGGGCUUCUGGGAUGAAAUACCUCCCUGAGGCAUACCAGGGACUCCUCCACUCUUGCAGGAGCACCUUCUGCCCUACUUUCCGGGGAGCAUGCUAAUGUCCUGAUAGACCAGCCUUCCCCUUUGCUGAGCAGCCCUGGCUCCUUAAGAGGAAAGGUAGAGGCAAGAUGGCAGGUCCCAUAGAAAGAUCGAGAAAGGUAGGAAGACAUCUGGGUGUGCACCAGUCGCCCAGUUCCUGCAAGCAUCCCAGCUUGCAGUGAGAACUUUGUGAAGAAAACCAAGGGCACCAUCUGAGGGGCAGGGGUCUGGAGGCAUGGGGUGAAGGGUGAUCUGGACAGCCCAGCCCUUGUCCUCCUGAGCACUCAUCCCAGAGAUGCUGUGUAACCCAAGAACAGCUGCAAGGAGAUGACAGGCAAGGAAGACAGAGAGAGAUGAGAGGACAGGGAGGGAGUUCAGUCCCAGGUCAUCUUCCUCUUACAGGCACCACACAGAAACCCUGUGUUCCCCCUGCUGCCAGGAUCACAGUUGGCCUCAAAGCCAGUGACUGCAAGCAACCUGCAAGGCCAGGCACAGCCCGAGCUCACAGAAUGGACCUGUGCACUCUGAGGGCAGUGCCAGCUGUCACCUCAUUAAAGUGAACUCCAGGGAUCCUGGGAUCUGUGAGGCCCAGCCUCCAGGGCCUAGGGAUGAACACCAUAGAGCCUUUCAGGUUGCUCGGGAAGCAGGAAAAUAAGGCGCAGUGAAGGUUGUGGAUUUCACUGGAGCCACAAUUAAUGGAAAUGGACAGCCCUGGGCAGCAGGGAGACACUAAAGGUCCAAAUUCUAUUAUGGAAACCACAGGUGAACAACUCAAGCCUGGAAAGCAGCUUUCAAACACUGGCAUAAAAGGCCAGAUGUCCUGGAGGCAGGCUUCAGAGGCAGCCAGACAGGACUUCUGGUGUCUCAAGUGCCGAAGAGAGGCCCAGUGGGCCUAGGAAAUUAAAAAGCCAUAUAAGCACCAAAGCCCCAGGCCAAGGCUCACACUGCAUCAUUGGGGCUGAGAGGCCACAGCUUCUGGAACACCAGGCCCAUUUAGCUGAAAGCACCCUGGUCCCGCAGAACACUGAUCUCAGGAAGUGUUGCUAUCAAAAUCCCAGACCCAGCAGAACUGCCAGAAGAACAGAGCCCUGCUGUUAAACACUGAGACAAUUCAGAUCAUUGCAAAACAGCCCCCGCCCUACCUGAGAGCUCAUUCAGAGCAGUGGGAAUUUAAUGGAACAUGCUAGAAAAAAUAAAAACCAACAAGAAAUUAAAAUCCAAGACGGAUGCAACGUUUUAAUGAUUGUGACAUUUUAAUGACAGUGUGAGUGUGGACCCAUACUGUGAAACCAGUUGCAGAAGUCCUAAUACAGUUGGUAAUUAGCCCUGCCUUAGUGUCCUUUGUGACCCCUGAUGCCCUGGCCUUCCACUGUGACCAUUCCGUCUUCCCACGGCUGCACCAGCACCACGGCUGGUGUCCACUCUGGUGCCAUCCCAUCACGCUGGUUUAGGGAGUUCAAGUAACGUAAACAAAGCCACCCAGCUAGUAAAUGGUGGUACUGGGACUCCAAGUCAGAUCUGUCUGAUGCUACAGCCAGGCUCUGCAUACCGCAUGUACUGCACAUGCGUGUUGAAAUACUGGAAUACAUUUGGCUGGGGACACUUUGGUGGGAGCUUCCUAGCGAGCCAACCCAUUUGCAGACUUCCCGGAGCACUUCCAAACAACCCCACCUUCUGUGGAACCCAGUUUGAAAACCCCGGAUUUGAGCUAAUGUGGGAUUUGACAAACUAAAAACCCUGAAGCCAAACCUGAUGUGCUGCCUAUUUUUGUUUUGUUUUGUUUGGAAGCAUUAUUUUUGUUUUUGAGACAGGGUCUGCCUAUGUAGUUCAGGCUGGACUUUAACUCACUGUGUAACCCAGCCUGGCCUCAAAUUUGUGGUGAUCCUCCUGCUUCAGCCUCUUGAGUGCUAGUGUCACAGACGUGUACCAUCAUGCCUGGCCAUUUGUUUGCUUCUGAGACAGAAUCUCACCGUGUAUUCCUGGACUUGCACUUCUCUCUUAGCCUCUUGAAUGUCAAGAUUGCAAGUGAGUGCUACUGCACCCAGCUCGACUCUAUUUUUUAACACACCAUCUCCAAGUUUUGAGCUGCUGGUUUCGAACUACUGCAGCAGAGUUGAAUGACUCCAAGAGACUGCAAGGCCAAAAUUAUUUAUUAUCUGGUCCUUCACAGAAAAAGUUUGCUAACCCCUGGGCUAAGGCAAACAUCCCUGGCCCAACCCUAGUGGGGCGAAUCGGGCCACACCCACCUACACUCAAAGGAUGGGAGUUAACUCCAGUGCUGGGGGGCAGGGCAGGGAGGCUCUGUGCCUGCUGACCCUUGCUUGACGUUCAAGGACUUCAGAUUCCAAACCAUAGUCUCCUGUAAUUCCAGUUACUCCAGCAGACUGGGGCAGACAGAGCACAGGUUUUGGGCCAGCCUAGCUGAUAUAGCAAGAUCCUGUCUCAAAAAUAAAAAUAAAUUAACUUGAAUAAGAUGCCAAGUUUUGAUUUUUUAGUGGCUCAUGACCUAUUGUUAUUUGCUACUUAGUUGAUGUAUGAAUUUGAUUCGAGUCAAAGUGAGAAGACUUUGAAUUGAACCAAGUUGAGAAGCUGAUGGCUGAGACUCUGGGGAGCAGGAGCCUUGGCUAGGGGUGAGCUCUGCUUGCUGUCCAGCAUCUGCUCAGUGUAGCUUUGUGCUCCCCACAUGUCAUUGGCCUCGUGGGCAGCAAGGAGUGCUGGUAGGUGGCUGGGGGUUCAGCAUACAGCAUGGAGAAAGCAAAGUGCCCAGCGUUGACUUCAGCAGCUCAAAUCUAACAAGUCCUCCUCGCACGCACUCUGAAAGCAAGAACAAAUUCUUUAUGAAAAAGGUCCUAGCCGGGCUUUGUCUGGCUUGGAAGCUGCUGAUCAAGUGAAAUCUAACACCAAUGAAAGUCAGAGUGGCAGUUUUCUUGUGCCUCUUGAGUGCUAGUCUGGGCAACAAGCACAUCCUCGAGAUGGAAUUGUGAAUCAGAAGAGUCUGGGAUCUGCCUCAGAAAAGGGGAGUGUGGAAGCUGUCCCACCCGAGGCUCCGGUGCUGUCACCUUUCCAUCAUGAUAGUUUUCUCCGCCAGGCCCAGACCUGGCCUCGGGGUCGAAUUCCAGCAUUCCAGGCAGCACCACCAGCUGGCUGGGGAAGGUCUGAGAGAUGGGUCCUGUUUGGCCACCCCGUCUUGACAUUGGGAAUUCUUUUCUGGAGGCGCCGGGUGUCCAUUCUCUGAUGCUGUGGUGCAACUCCAAGGAUGCCAGGAUCUCGCCUGCCUCUGGUGGAACAUAAAGGAGAGGGAGAGUGAAUGAAAUUCAUGGUUGGCAGCUUCUCUGGACGGAGUGGAUACCAGAGAAGGAGCGUGGAGUCUUGCAGUCUUGAAGGAACAUGGAAAAAACUCUCUUGCCAGUAGGUGGCACUGCAGGCCAGCACCCAGCUGUUGGCUCUGGUUAGUGUUUUGACUCACUUUUCUCUCCCAUGCUACUAGUGCUGUGCUGGUCGCUCCCUACUGAGUAGUUCCAGCAGCCAAAAAGGACCUCAGGUGCUCAGGAAAUGUUUGCUAAACAUACCUGUGCGAUGAGCUGACUGUGCUCACCGAUAACUACUGUGAUUGUGUAUAUAGAUGCACACAUGAGUGUGUACACCAGAAUUAAAAAUUGUGCAUGGAAAUGUA
Cavia porcellus (domestic guinea pig) is the source of this 6657-nucleotide messenger RNA. RefSeq names its product 5'-nucleotidase, cytosolic IA (gene Nt5c1a). The coding region runs from base 748 to 1749 and encodes 333 amino acids. Gene Ontology annotation, molecular function: magnesium ion binding; 5'-nucleotidase activity; nucleotide binding. Gene Ontology annotation, biological process: adenosine metabolic process; nucleotide metabolic process. Gene Ontology annotation, cellular component: cytosol; cytoplasm. NCBI's taxonomy places the organism in Eukaryota, Metazoa, Chordata, Mammalia, Rodentia, Caviidae. The record is from RefSeq and is a predicted model, not a curated record. The transcript is spliced from 6 exons.